AUGAAGACAAUAAUCAUUGCCUUAGCUCUUAUAGUUUUAGUCUCAGCAACAUAAGCUGAUGUUAUUGCUACAAUAAAAAAGAUUGAUAAAUCACCAUUUGGAAGAACAUUAUUUGAUACAAUCUGGUUAGAGCUUUAAACAGGAGAUCCCUUGGAUAGAUUACUCCAAACUUUGACUGAUUUGGAAGACAGAUAUGUUGCUGAAUAAAAGGAAGAUGAUGCUAGAAAUCACGAAUAUUAAGAUGCAUGCACAGUUGUAAGAUAAUUAUAUUAAAUAUUUAAUAGGAUAUUUCAGCAUUUGAUAGAGAUUUGGCUGAAUCAAACAGAAAGAAGAUUGAAUUAGAAGCUAGAUUAGAAGGAUAAUUAUAUCCUUAAAGAGGAAUAUUAUAAGGAUUGGUUGCUUAAAAAUAAGCAGAAGUCAAGGGAUAUUAAAGAGAUUUAGAUGAACUUGAUGCUUAAAGAGCCGAAGAGAACGCUGAUUUUGAAGAGAAAGUGUUAGAACAUUAAGAAGCAACAGCUAUAAUUGCUGAGGCUAGAAGACUUUUUGCUGAUAAUAUUGAACAUGAAUCUUUAAUUUAAAAAGGAAAAGCUACAAGAUAACCAGUUCAUAAAUUCACAAAGGAAAUUGCUAGUAUGAUUUAAAAGCAUUUUAAUUAAAGUGCUAAGAAAACCGCUAAAUUUUAACAUAGAAAAGGAUACAGUAAAUUAUUCAAAGCUUUUGCUACAAUAGCUUCUAAAGUUGAAUAAUUAGCUGAUGCUGGAGCUGUUUCAAAGAUAAUUGAUUUAGCAGAUGAAUUAUUAGCUAAGAUAGCUGAUUCAUUAUCAUUAUUAAGAUUUGCUGAAGAUAAGAGAGUUGAAGCGUAUAAGAAAUCGAGAAACUUUGUUGUUAUUUCUAUUACUGUAGCUGGAACUGCUCUUGCUAAUGCCUAAUCAGAUUUGGCUGCAUUAAAUGAUGUCAUUGCCUAAGUUGAAGCUUCUUUAGAUACAACCAACUAAAGAAUUGAAAAUGUUAGUGCUGAUAGAAAUGAUAGAUUUACAUAAUGCGAAGAAGCCGUUUAAGACUAUUAAGAUGCAAGAGCUGCCAGAACCUCUGACAGAGAUGUUGUUUCAUAAACUAUCGGAUUAGUUAAUAAGGAAUUAAGAACCUUAAGAGAAUAAUUAGCUUUAAGAUAAUCAGCUGGAGAAGAAAUCUGA
This is a messenger RNA of Paramecium sonneborni, 1193 nucleotides long. NCBI's taxonomy places the organism in Eukaryota, Ciliophora, Oligohymenophorea, Peniculida, Parameciidae. The record is from the annotation of a GenBank genome assembly.